UCCCUCAGUUUGUCCCGCGCAGUGGGAGGCGGCCCUCUCUCUCCCACCAGACUGUCUCUCUCACACUCUCAGCUCAGACUGCCGUGUCAGUGUCAGUAUCGUUACUACGUGCGUCGUGUAGCGUAGUGAGAGCGUGGCUUACAGUGUAGUAGUUCGUGUGGGGCCCCGCGUGCUUGUGUUUAAUGGGCAGCAAGUCUACGCCACCCGCUCUUGUGUCCAAAAUCAAACAAGAAGCGCACGAUGAUGAGAUAAAGGAGUACGCAGAGACAGCCAUGAACGAGUUGCUGGGAUGGUACGGAUAUGGGAAGGUCGAUAGUCGAGAUACCCAAGGACUAAAGCUCCAGCACUUCGCCAGCAGUAAUCGCACCAUGGGCCAUGGGUCACCUCCUUCACCCUCUGAUAGCUCAAGCGACGGUGAAGGAGAUGGUGAAGGACUUAGGGUCAGUCCCCACUGCUCCCCCUCGUCUUCUCCCCCACCAGUGGCAGUGCCGGCAGGAUGUCUGUCAUGUGCCUGGUGCCGUAAAGUGGGUCCUGCCAAACAGUUCGCCUUCAAGACUUCCACUCCACGGGGAUCCAAGGCAUUCUGCUCGGAGGUCUGCUUCACCCAGUGUCGCCGUGCCAGCUUCAAGCGUAACAAGACAUGCGACUGGUGUCGACAUGUCCGCCACACCGUCAACUAUGUGGACUUCCAAGAUGGCGACCAUCAGCUACAGUUCUGUAGUGACAAAUGUCUGAAUCAGUACAAAAUGAACAUCUUCUGCAAGGAGACUCAGGCUCAUCUUCAGCUCCAUCCCCACCCUGCAGGUACCAGUACAGCAGUGGCCAACUCAGGGGCAGUGGGGCCAUCAGGGGGCGGAGCAGGGGUCCCCAACUCUACUCUCAUCACUCCUGAGCUUUGGAUGCGAGACUGCCGUUCUGAGUCCCCUGACUCCACCAAGUCUCGGUCUCCUGAAAGAAUUCCUUCUCCCAUCAUAGAGAUAACAACCCCCACCAAAGUAUCACCUCCCUCUUCUCCAUCUCCGGAAAAAGACCUCAAACCAACAAAUCUGACUGUUUCUCUCCGAAAUCUGCACUUGUUACUACACCUCAGAAAACUUCAAGAAAAGAAAAUGGUUUUAAAUCGAGAAGGAUUGUGCGAAACAAGAUCUUUGAGAGUUUCAGCUCCUAUAGUCACACCUCAAGUAGAAGUCAACACAAAUUCCUCCUCACCGAGGAGCACAAACAGUGGGUCACCUCCAAAAAAUCCUCCUCCACCCCUGAUACCUCCCCUUCCUCCAUACCCACUCCCUCCCAACCCGAUGCUCCCACCUGACCAUCCUCUUCACCGACCUCCAUUCCUCAACCCAGGAUUCUUCCCUCCUCCCCACGUGCUCGCAGAAUUUGCUGCUAGGUUUCCCAUGCCCAGACACCCGAUCAGGAAACCCACACCUACAAAUAAUCUACCUCCCUUACUACCUCUCAAUCGUAGCUUUCCCCCACCACUGAACUUUCCUGGGCCCCCUCAGCCACCACCACCGUUACCCCAGUCACUUCUCCCUCCACCGACAUUGAUGGUGCCAUACCCAGUUCUCGUACCCAUUCCUAUCCCUAUUCCUAUUCUCAUACCUAUUCCACCCGACUUCAAGUUGAAAGAAGAGAAGAGCCCAACCGAUGAAGACUCAACUACAAGUAGUGCUGCAGCUCCCAAUAUCAAACAAGAACCUGAAAGUCCUCCAUCCCAAUCCCCUCCCCUCUCCACACCCCCCAGGAAGCGCAAGAGGCCUGACCUCUCUUCUGAGGAUGAUAUCAUCAGGAAGCAGAAAUUUGUUCCUGCCUGAUAUUUAUGGUACUAAUCUUCUUCAGCUCCUCAACUUCACUGUAAAUUCCUUGAACAUUAUCUGAAUAAAUGUUAGAAAAGGUAUUACUAUCAAAACAUGUUCCGAUAUCAUAGUAAAAAUAAUUAUGUUGAACCCUAAUUAAACAAAAUAUUCAAAUCGGCAUAAAGAAGUAAUUGUUAUAAGGUACUUAAACGUUGAAGUCUCAUUUUGUACAAAAUAGUACACGUGUGCAGUCAAUAUUAUUUUUCAAAAAAUGUAAUUGUUAAUUUUACAAUUGAAAACAAUGUUAUAUGUUGUGUUAUUAUUUAUAGUGUAACAAUUAAUUUUCAUCUAUUUAACUUUUGAAUUCUACAAUUAACAAGUAAAGUUUUGACAAAAUAAUGAAUUUACCCUUAUAGAACAAUUGAUAAUAUUUGGGUACUAACAAGAUCCAAGGUUUAAAGGGAGUUGUAUUAUCAUAUUUACCAAAAAUGAAAUAUUUUUCAACUAAAACAUCACAUUAAUUCUUGAUGUCCACUCUAAAUUGUGUUUCAAAUUUAUAAACACAACCUAAUUUAACGUGUAAAAACUCAGUAUGAUCUUUUAACUGAAAUUGUUAUUACUAAUUUAUAACAAUAUAAUAAUGAUUUUUAUUUUAAAAUAAAUAAUUUAAGUUGUUAUCUUUAUUAUUGUAUUGAAUUUCAUAAAUUUAAAUGGUAUUUUCCUGUACUAUUUAUUGUUACAAACUUGUCAAACCUUAAAAUGCUAAUUUAUUAAAUAAAUUAAAUAAUUUACAGUGUCAUAUUACCUCUUUUAGUCUUAAAGGUUUUAUAUAUGACAUAUUAACAGAUAAACGUCAUAUUUUCAAUUAUAUAUUUAGAUUAUAUAAAUUGUUUAGCUAUUAUAUACAUAUAUAUUGUUUGUUUGUAAAAAACUGUCAGAGUACGAUUUUGUUAUUUAUUUUUAAGAUUAUUAAGUAUUUAAAUCAGUCGUGGUAAUCACAGUUGUCUUAAGGAUUACAAACAUAAUAAUUUUAAUUAAAAAUAAUUUUUCAUGACAUCCAAAUUGAAAUUUUGGAUACUGAAAAAAGUACUGAUAAAAACUUUUGUGUCUUCAUACUUUUGUAUGUAGAUAAAAUACAAAUUACAUAUUAUCUACAUGUUGUUGAACUUAAUUUUCUCUUUUAUAACUCUAUGAUUAAAAAAUAAUUUACCUUUCUUUGUUGUUUAUAUGGACCAUUGCUUAUUGUAGGUUUCCAAAUGACAUUUUAUUAUCCUUAGUACAUUUAAUUCUAAUUCGUUCCUUAGAGGUAUAUUUCAACUGCCAACCGAUUGUGAAUCGUGUGUAUCUUUUGUGUAUCGUCGAUGUAAUUAGUUUAGUUACUGCUUAUGUACCUGAAUGGUAGGUUAUUAGAUUUAUUAUAUACCUUUUUUAAUAUUGUGUUUAUUAUAAAAGUUACAAAUAUGUUAAUAUUACGUAAUUUAGUUAAGAGUAAAUGUGUUACCUCUUUAAAAAAA
Molecule: messenger RNA, 3313 nt
Organism: Homalodisca vitripennis (glassy-winged sharpshooter)
Lineage: Eukaryota; Metazoa; Arthropoda; Insecta; Hemiptera; Cicadellidae
Gene: Sobp
Product: sine oculis-binding protein homolog
Biological process (GO): animal organ development
Cellular component (GO): nucleus
Source: RefSeq, a predicted model, not a curated record